CCAGUUGACUACCGCUGUAGUACUCAGUCUGUCCCACUGAGCUGUCAACACGGCAACCUUCCACUUUGCGCGUCUACCGCGACAACAUUUUACCAUUAAACGUAGCCCGUACUCCUUUUCAACGACGUUUUCCUUCAGAUAACAGGAGCCCUCUUCUCAUUAUGACUCGGAGGUGAUCUUCAGCGUGUCCAGGUGGUUCUGGGGUUCCAGGUUGGUGUGGUGAGAGAACAAGCUAACUGUGGGGAGAAGAACCGCCUGGGGCAUACCGUCCCUGGCUCUCAAGUGACUAAGGAAGGGGCUUGGCAAACUGUUCUGCAGCAUGGAGAAAGAUGACCUGAAGAUCCUCAAUAAGGGGGAAGAGGAGGAGUUGGAGCUGCAGGGCUACCGUCUGUGUCGUUGGCGACUGGCCCUGGUGGGCCUUGGGGUACUGUCUACAGGGGGCUUCCUCCUCCUGCUUCUCUAUUGGAUGCCAGAAUGGUGCGUCAAGUCUACCUGCACCCGUACCACAGCCCGUGAUGCCGAAGUGGUGUUGAUGCGCUCCACGGAUGAGUUCCGUCGCUGGUUCCUGGCCAGGGUACGAGUGAUGCUGGCCCCGGGGAGCAACCCCUUCCACAGCCUGGAUACCCAGACCACCUCCCCUUCCUCUCCCUGCUGCCCCUUCCCCUCCCCUGCCUCCCCUCCUCUGGCCAACGGACACACCCCUCACCCCUCCGAUGGCAGCCCCGCUCAGGAGCUCAUCAGAAGAUAUGCUGACUACCAGCCCACACAGAUUCGCUAUUUUACCUUCCAUAGUGCAAAGUAUUACUGGAACGACGAAGUGCAGAACUUUGAGGUUUUAAACGGCCUGGAGGAUCUGCAUGUCAACUGCUCCACCCUUCACUCAGAGCACAGCACAGGCCUGACCAGGAACCAGCAGGAGUACAGGAGACUGUUCUUCGGAGUGAAUGAAAUUGCAGUGAAAGUGCCUUCUGUUUUCAAGCUGCUUAUCAAAGAGGUCCUCAACCCUUUCUACAUCUUCCAGCUUUUCAGUGUGAUCCUGUGGAGUGCCGAUGAGUAUUACUACUAUGCUGUGGCCAUUGUUUUCAUGUCAGUCAUAUCCAUAGCUACCUCUCUGUACACCAUCAAAAAGCAAUACGUCAUGCUUCACGACAUGGUGGCAGCUCACAGUAUUGUCCGUGUGUCUGUAUGCCGAGCCAAUAAUGAUAUCGAAGAGAUUUUGUCUACUGAUCUGGUGCCCGGUGAUGUGAUAGUUAUUCCCAGCAAUGGGACCAUCAUGCCAUGUGAUGCUGUGCUGGUCAGUGGCACCUGCAUUGUCAAUGAGAGCAUGCUUACAGGUGAGAGCGUUCCUGUGACUAAAACCAACCUCCCAAACCCAAUGCCAGGUGAAAGGGUGGCUGAUGUUGAUAUUGCCUACAACACAGAAGAACAUAAGAGACACACGCUCUUCUGUGGUACCAAUGUCAUCCAAACGCGCUUCUACACAGGCGAAUUGGUCAAAGCUGUAGUGGUCCGUACAGGUUUCUGCACAGCCAAAGGCCAGCUGGUUCGCUCCAUCCUCUAUCCCAAACCCACUGACUUCAAGCUGUACCGUGAUGCCUACCUCUUCCUGUUGUGUCUAGUAGCUGUGGCAGGAAUCGGCUUUGUAUACUCCAUUGUCCUCAGUAUCAUGAACAAGGUGCCAGCUAAGACCAUCAUUAUUGAGUCUUUGGACAUCAUCACUAUCACUGUGCCACCAGCGCUGCCAGCUGCCAUGACAGCUGGCAUUGUGUAUGCCCAGCGACGCCUGAAACGCAUUGGCAUUUUCUGCAUCAGCCCACAAAGGAUCAAUAUUUGUGGGCAGAUCAAUCUGGUUUGCUUUGACAAAACUGGAACAUUAACAGAAGAUGGAUUAGACCUGUGGGGAGUCCAGAGAGUUGAGAAUGGCAGUUUCCACCUGUCAGAAGAAAACGCCUACAAAGAGAAUCUUGUCAAAUCCCAGUUUGUGGCUUGCAUGGCCACCUGCCACUCUCUUACCAAAAUAGAAGGCCAGCUGUCUGGAGAUCCGCUGGACCUAAAAAUGUUUGAGGCUACAGGCUGGAGCCUGGAGGAGGCCACUGAAGAGGAAACCUCUCUCCACAAUCGUAUCAUGCCCACUGUGGUUAAACCCCCAAAGCAACUGUUGCCCCCAGAGCCCGCCGUAUCACCAGAACAGGACAUGGAACUCUAUGAGCUCUCGUCAGCAUAUGAGAUUGGUAUUGUGCGCCAGUUUCCCUUCUCCUCAGCCCUUCAAAGGAUGAGUGUGGUUGCUCGUUUACUAGGGGAGAAACGUAUGGAUGCCUACACGAAGGGGGCACCAGAAGUGGUGGCUAGCCUCUGCAAGAAAGAGACAGUGCCAGAAAACUUUGCAGAGGUUUUGGAAGGCUACACCAAGCAGGGUUUCAGAGUCAUUGCCCUUGCUCAUCGUCGACUUGAGUCCAAGCUCACCUGGCACAAGGUCCAGAACAUCAGCAGGGAUCACAUAGAGGCAAACAUGGAGUUCCUGGGUCUUAUCAUCAUGCAGAACAAGCUAAAAGCAGAAACCCCAGGAGUGCUGCAGGACCUUCAUCGAGCCAACAUCCGCACUGUCAUGGUUACUGGUGACAACAUGCUGACUGCUAUCUCUGUGGCCCGGGACUGUGGCAUGAUCCCCCCUCAGGACACGGUCAUCAUUGCUGAUGCUGUCCCUCCCCAUGAUGGAAAAGCCGCCAAGAUCACCUGGAGAUACGCUGACAAACCUAGCAAGACGUCUCGCCUCGAGGAAGUGAAUAUAAGCCUGGAAGAUGUGUGUCACGUAGAAGAGCCCAAGACACAAGAGAUGUACCACUUUGCUAUGAAUGGAAAAUCAUUUGCUGUAAUUGCUGAGCAUUUCCCCGAUAUGCUUCAAAAGCUCGUGCUGCAUGGGACUGUGUUUGCCAGGAUGGCACCCGACCAGAAAACCCAGCUCAUUGAGGCACUGCAGGGAGUAGACUACUUUGUGGGGAUGUGUGGAGAUGGCGCAAACGACUGUGGGGCACUGAAGAGAGCUCAUGGUGGAAUCUCCCUGUCCGAGCUUGAAGCUUCAGUAGCCUCCCCCUUCACCUCAAGGACUCCCAACAUAUCCUGCGUUCCCAGCCUCAUCAGGGAGGGCCGUGCUGCUCUUAUCACUUCCUUCUGCGUGUUCAAGUUUAUGGCCCUCUACAGCAUCAUUCAAUACAUCAGCGUCACUCUCCUCUAUUCUAUACUCAGUAACCUAGGAGACUUCCAGUUCCUCUUCAUUGACAUUGCCAUCAUCCUCCUUAUUGUCUUUACCAUGAGUCUGAACCCAGCAUGGAAAGAACUGGUGUCACGUCGUCCCCCGUCAGGUCUGAUCUCAGGACCUCUGCUGUGUUCUGUGCUGACCCAGAUCCUCAUCUGCUUGGGCUUCCAGACAAUAACAUUCCUUUGGGUCCGACAGCAGCCCUGGUACACAGUCUGGAACCCGCUUACAGAUGUCUGCAACCUCACAUUACACAAUAAUGUGUCCGACCUCAACAACACAGAAAUUGACGACCACAACAUUCAAAACUACGAGAACACCAGCCUCUUCUAUGUCUCCUCUUUCCAGUACCUCAUUGUUGCCAUUGUUUUCUCCAAGGGCAAACCUUUCAGGCAGCCCAGCUACAAGAAUUGGCCUUUUGUGCUGUCUGCUGUGAGCUUGUAUUUUUUCCUGCUAUUCAUCUUGUUCCACCCUGUUGAAAAAAUCGACGAGUUUUUAGAGAUUGUUUGUGUCCCAUUUGAAUGGAGGGUAAAACUUUUCCUCAUCAUUUUAGUCAAUGCCUUGGUGUCUAUUUUGGUUGAGACCUUCAUCCUUGACAUCGUCUUAUGGAAGCUUGUGUUCAGCCGAGACAAACAGGGCAACUUUGGCGUCACCCCUGCUGCCCCGACACCACAGGGGGGUAUUGACCUGCGGGCGCACAAGUGUCUGUCCCGGCUGUGCUGCUCAAGCAAGAUGACACCCAAGGCUCGCUACAUGCAUCUGGCGCAGGAGCUCAGCGUGGACCCCGACUGGCCUCCAAAGCCAACGACCACCAUUGAAGCCAAGCCCAGCCCAGAAAAUGGCUCCACCUAUCGGAUCAUAGUCAGCUCCUAGCGACUCCCCCCCCCCUCCAUCUUUUCCAAUUUUCCACCUGUUAUACAGGAAACAUGCAUACAAGGUGUGUUUAGUAAAUGCACAGUCACUUGAUUUAAAUGAAACUGACACAUGAGAAUUUGGUUUCUUUACCGUUCUUGCAUCUAAUACUGCAGCAAAAACCAUAUGAUAGCACACAAGUACCAAAUACAGUUACGUUUUAGUCCUCAGUAUUCUUGCUGUCACUCGCUCACCCGCUCUCAGGUCUCUCUUGCUUGUUGUUAAACAGAGUUUAAGAAUUCUGUGUGUUGAAUUAUAAUCUCAUACUUUAUUGCCAUUUCUAUUACCAAAGUUGAGCAGCAUUCAACAUAGGCUGCAAGGAAUAUGGAUUAACCCAGUAACACUUGUGCACUGACCGCUUCAGAUUGAGAUGCAGUGCAGGUUCAAUGGCCUCAAACUGUGUUGAGGUGGAGAGUGUAAAAGAGCCCAAGUCCAACUAAAUGUUGUGUCAGGCAAAUUAGGCAGGGUGUUUAAUGCUACCCAUAGUUAUUUUUCUAUACCUGACAUAAAAGUCUUCAGAUUUUAUUUUCACAAUACUAUAUUUGGAUUCAAAUAGUCUGUGCAAGGCUUCAGAGAGCCUUGGUACAGAUAUUGGUAAAGUAAAGAUUUUAGCCUUGAAGAAAGUUGCACUCUGGUCCUCUGAAGUACAUCUCUUUCUGUGCAUUUAGACAAUGACCAUAUUUUGUAUGGUUUGGAAAUUACAACAUGAGUCUGAAAACAAAGCUUGUAGACCUGCCUAAAAGUAACAUGGUCUGUGUGAAAAUCAGCUUUCUGACAUUUUUAUUGGAAUUGUUGAAAAUAUGAGAAAUUACUUGAAGAGUAAAUCAUAAAAUAUGAUCACAGAUGGAUGAUUAACUAAAUGGUUAACCCCAAAAACACAUGCAAGAUUGCGUCUUUCAUUUCUGGUCAAAACUUUCAUAUACAGGCAAGACAUGAAAAAGUAAAAGGUGCAAAGCUGUUCUUGUGUACAGGCAUCGGCAGACUGAUAAGUGUGGCGAAUUGUGUUUUUUUUUUUUAAAGAUAUGAUAAUGUAAAAAAAUAAAUAAAUAAUAAAUUAACAAAAGGACAAAUGUCCCGUAGGCUCCAUAACCAUACUAGUGGUUGGGCUCUGUUAGUCCAGAGUAUAGAAUAUCUGCUGUGUAGCCAUGAGACAGGAUACUUCUGAAACUAUUGACUGAAUUCUCAUUAACUUCAACAUUAUUGUCCUCCCUGCAGCAUAUUAAAUGUUUUCAUGUCACCUCAUCAUAUGAUAUGUGCUAAUAAGUAUGACUGGGAGUAUGACAACAUGACCUUUCUUAUGGCACUUCCCUCUCAUUACCCUAGUAAUGGUAAAAAUCUAUGAAUAGUAAACCUGUCUUAACUUUUCAUCAUUGGAAAAUUAUGUUUACCAGUGUGCAAUGAGCAUUUAUCAUUCAUGGGCUGCUAGUGUGGCUACAAACCUUCAGUCUUGUGAUUGCAUCUAUCAGCCAUGUCCUGUCGGCAGAAAACAUACAGAGAAUUGCAUGAAGCCAGCUUUCAAUCAUUACGUUCUGUACACUUGAUGGUUGUAAUACUAAUAUACAGCAUUACUAUAUAAUUAAGAAACACUUACGUUCAAGUGUCUGUAUUUCAAAAAACAAUAAUCUGCUCCUAAAACGGCAUGCAGCUGGCUGGUUAUUGGGGACAGUGAACCACGUGCAUGAGACCAUAUGAGCUGAAUUGUCCCACAUCUUGCCGAAAUGGCUGUAGAAGUCAGCAGUUCUAUUUAAAAUUUACUUAAAACAUGAUUUCUUCCUAUGGAAGACUGACUAAUAACUUGAGACUGUAGUAUAUUGAGGCAAGGAAUUGUGCACCUCAUCCACUUGCCACCCCUACACAUCCUGCAUAAGAUGGACGAUGAUUACACAUCUGUAUCCAUGUAUUACAUGGAAGCUACCUGCAUAGAGAGUUAAGGGCUAUUUUUCACUUCUAUGUUCACUACUUUUCACUACUUUCUUUGAUAUUUAAAGUGAUGCUUGCUGAAAUCUCUUCUUUCACCCACACUAGACUUUGUAGGCGUAAAAGCUUGUAGUUUGUUGUAUCUAAACCGUGUUGUUGAGUUUUCUUGAAGGCUGAAGGCUUUAAAUUUUGAGCAUCUGUGGGUGCUUCUCUCCUGAAACUCACAUGGAACCUCUCUUUGGUAGACAGUGCUGGUGGAGAGGAGACUCAUCAGAUUCAUCAGACUUUUAACAACACAACAAAAUUUGCACCUGUUUGUCUAGGGAAUUUCUGGUUGUUAAUAGGUGGUGUGAGAGUCCAGGCUAGGUGUUGGGUUGUUAACAGACCCUUGUCAUGUGAGUUUCACGUAAUCCGGACCAACAACUAAAAAUCGUGAGUGGGUGGGUAACAUCUUCAUGAAAACUCAAACCAUACUGGUCUGGUAAUAGAAAGUCUACGACUUUCUGAGCAUGAAGGAUUUUGAAAAGGUUUUAUUUACAUUUCGAGCCUUGAGAGUGGCAAAUUUUUACUGUUACAGCCACAUUCAAAGCCACUAGUAAUGGUGAAAGGGAGACUUACAGUGGAGUACUGCUUUAAAACAAAGAUGGCAACUCACAUGCACCAGUUUACCAGUGUCUGUGUAAUUAGAAUUGUAGACUUUGCAUAGCAAUCUGCUUUCCAUUUUAUUGUUUUUUGUUUUUUUUUUUUAAUUUUCUGAGUGCUUGAGUGUCCAACUAAAUGUAAUGGAUGACAUUAAGCACAUUAUUACUCCAACAUCUGGCACCAACACUGUAUUAUCUGACACCGUCAUGUUGUAAACAUCACAUUUAUCGUCUCUGAUGAUCAACAGUUUAUUCAUUGAGAAACUAAAUCACAGUCACAGACAUUUGACCAUAGCUUGCGUGGAUGCGUUGUUGUUAGUUUUUGUUCGUUUUAUUUUUUGUGUAGAAAAUUGAUGAUGUGAACAGACGAGAAGUACAAGCAGUUUUUGCCGGAUUUCAACAGCACUCCUGUGCCCAAAUAUUGGCCACUUACAUAAGUUUCCAUGUUUUUUUUUUUUUCUUGAUAAAGAUUGAGUGUCAUACAAAGAACAAAAAAGAAAUGCAAUACUAAAAUUAUUGAUUUAGUUUCCAAAGACUUUUCUUCACAGUUCUGCUGUUUGUUUGUAAACAAAUUGAGUACGAGACAAACAGGUGGUGAAAAUAAAUAUUAGAGGUUGAAUUUUGUCUGUAUAUAUGAGAUGUACAUUUCUAGUGUGUGCAUAAAAGUAAAAUUAAUUUAGUUUCGCUCUCUCUCUUUCUCAUACACACACACACACGUAUGUGUGUGUGUGUAUAUACAUAUAUAUAUACUGUAUGUUUUUUGAAUUAUCAAAGGGCUGGUGUGUCUUUUUCUACUUUUUGGUACUGUGUUACAAUCGGUUGUCCAUGUUUAAUUUGUAAUGUCUGUUGGCUUUAUUCGUACUACGUUUGUUAAGGAGUUCUGUUAUUAUCUUAGGUCUUUCUUGUUUGGACAUGGAUACUGGGCAUUUAUUUCACAGUUUAAUCAGUUAUUGUUGUAAGUAUGAUUGGAACACAUGGGUUAGGGUUAUGUAUACAGCAGGAAUCUAUUUCAGAGUUUGAAUUCAGUUAAAUUGGAUCAGAUGAUAGUUUUUUCUUCUUCUCUUUUACUGCAGUGCUUUGUAUUGAACUGAGAAUCUGACACAAGAAGGGAAUUUAGCUUUAGUGUAUUUGGCACCUUUGCUUAACGCAGUCGGAAUUUAAGCAACAAUGUGACAAUCUUUGUCUGUCUGAUUAUCCAAUGUAUGUGUUUAACCUUAUUUUGUGUAGACCUUUUUAAAAACUCUUUCUGCACCCAUGUAAAAAUUAAAAUGUUAUUGGCCAGCAGAAUGUUCAGUGCUGUUCAAUAUUUGCAGCCUGUUGUAGAAGUGAUUAUAUUGCUGCUAAGGGCAAAAUGUUUCAGCCUCAACCUGUGCACCUUCAUACAGGAAAUUCAACUUAAAGACGUGCAAAGUAUAAAUACUACAGAUUUCUGCAUUUUACUGUAACAGAGCAAUGGAUGCAGUGUUAGAGCAAUGGAUUUUAUGCUGAAACCUUUGUGAUCUCAUACAGGCACAGCAUAUACAGACUUUUCAGGCAGCCAUGGCCUCUGAUUCACACGGUGUACAAUUGAACAGCUUUUAGAUUAGAUCCACUACUAAGUAAAUGAAGACUUAUGGAUGUUGUUUCCUCAGGGAACUGUGACUUUGUAAAGAACAGAGAAAACAAAUAAAAUUUAAAACCCAACCUAAAUGAAAAUAUGCUCUUGAUAAAAUGUUUUAUUACUGUCCAACAAUAUAUAUGGUCUUUCAGGACAGUUUAUUUGGUGUGUCUAGUAUUUGCAGAUUCCUCACGUUAACAGGAGGCUCUCCUGGGUGUAUGCCCCCCCCCCCCCCCCUUUUUUUUUUUGUUAUUGGCAGAGAUGUACUUUUUUAAGUUUUGUAUUUUAUAAUUUAUUUUUAUUUAUUUUAAUUUCUGUUUCCCUGAGGAUUGUAUUUCAGAUUUAUCUUGAUUUCUUCCUUUGCAAUAAAUGUUCUCAAAGCA
This is a messenger RNA of Mugil cephalus (flathead mullet), 8703 nucleotides long. It is a transcript of the gene atp13a3, whose product is annotated as ATPase 13A3. Lineage: Eukaryota; Metazoa; Chordata; Actinopteri; Mugiliformes; Mugilidae. Gene Ontology annotation, cellular component: late endosome membrane. Gene Ontology annotation, biological process: polyamine transmembrane transport; intracellular calcium ion homeostasis. Gene Ontology annotation, molecular function: polyamine transmembrane transporter activity; ATPase-coupled monoatomic cation transmembrane transporter activity; ATP binding. Bases 320 to 4126 code for a protein of 1268 amino acids. The record is from RefSeq and is a predicted model, not a curated record. The transcript is spliced from 34 exons.